CUGACCACACUGACAGCUGUGAGGGAGAGAGGUCUCUGAAGACAGGAAGUAACUUGACCUCCCCUGCCCCCAUCCCCCAUAGCCCUCAGCACCACGGGUCAUUAGUCGGUGCCCACACACACACACACACACACACACACACACACACACACACACACACACACACACACACACACACACACACACACACACACACACACACACACACACACACACACAUACACAUACACACACACACGAUAACGUAUGCACACACACACACACACACACACACACGGCUACAGGGUGUAGUGCGUGGAUGGAGGGAACAUCUGCUUGUUAGAGUAUGAUUCUGGAAUAAACAUCUAGUAGUGAACAGUAGGAUUCUGGAAUAAACAUCAUGUAGUGAACAGCAAUGAUUCUGCUAUACCAUCUAGUAGUUAACUGUAAUGAUUCUGAAUAAACAUCAUGUAGUGACCUGUAAUGAUUCUGGAUAAACAUCUAUAGUAAACAGUUGUGAUUUUGAAUAAACAUUUAUAGUGAACAGUAAUGAUUCUUCUGAAAAAACAUGUCGUGAACGGUAAUGAUUCUAAACAAACAGCAUGUAGUAAACAGUAAUGAUUCUGGAAUAAGCAUCUAUUCUAUACAAAACUAUACUAAGACAAACUAUACCUACUUUAAUGAACCAUACUACACUAUACUAUACUACACUAUACUAUACUAAAGCUACUAUAGGCCGAAUAUACUUUACUCAACGUUGGAAUCUAUCAUAUAUUGAUAUGAUAGGGUUAGUAAUGUAAUGUUUCUCGCAUCCAUUCUAAUUUAGGAAAAUGAGCAGUGCCAUUCCAAAGUCUAAAGCCCAAAAGAAGAAAUAUUGACAGAAUUCAUUAUUAAAUAUUUUGAGGAGAACCUUGGGUGGAGUAGUUGGACACGAGCGUAUAGCAUUGAUUAUAAGGAGAGGCUGAAAGUCGCGUCACAGUGAGCAAUGCAUUUCACCACUCAAGUGUUGAUUCAGAGGAGGGAAGACGCACGUGGUUGGACCGAGUGACGGUGACUCCUCGAGCUGGGAGUUGUGUUUGCGUUGUCCGACGGCAGAGUGAAUCGAGGCGAACAUGGUCUACUAGGAGUGGCAUCUAUUCACUGGCGUGACCACAACCGCAUAAUGGUGUAUGAGCUGUCUUAGUUGGAGGUAUGAGAACAGAGCCUCACAGAGUCCCGUUAAGACCCCUCUCUUCCAUUCACAACAUGGCCGGCAGCAGGCCUUACUGGGGAACCCACGACUCCAACGCCAGCUUGUGCCUCAAUCUGAAUACUAGUAUGGACCACAACACCUCACAGCUACAGCAGACGCACCCAGCCACAACUUUUCAAACCGAGUUCCCCCCGUGCCAAACAGCACUGUGCUCCGCUACUCAUCGCCUGGCGCAGUGCCGCAACGACCUGCUCCGACCACCAGAGGGCGACCAGGUGGUCCCCUCCUUCCAGAGGCUGACGGUGCUGGAGGGACACCGUCAGCGGCCCAAGCCCCUGCCCCCCCCGCCCGACCCGGAGGAGCUCAUGGCGGACGAGGCGGCGGACAGUGAGGUGGAGUUCUUCACCAGCGACCAGCGCAGCCUCCUGCCCAAGAGCUCCGGCGGCAAGGCGCCGUGUUUCCGGGCCACCAGCAGGGGGAGCUACGGCGGCUUCGGCCAGGUGAACUACGCCUACCAGGGCGUCCCGUCGGCGGCGACGGCGGUGCCGGCGGCGGGCGGGGAGGGCGGAGCCGGCGCGGCGUCGCAACGUUGGUCCGCCGUCGGAGCCGACGCCGGGGCCACCAGCUGGCCACCGGCCGGAGAUCUACGGUAUGGUAACCGCGGGCAACCCCUCCUCCAGAGGGGGGAGGGCUACGAGCAGAUGGCGCCCAGAGCACGGAGGGCCGCGUCCUCGUCCAGGAACCCCGCCGACGCCCCGCUCCCCUCCGGCCUGCGGUACUCGUACCCGGGACCGGUCUACCGCACCGAGGGCCCAGGAAGCCCCACACGGCCGCCGGCCCCCCAGGACAAGCCCGUCGUCCCGCCGCGGGCCCCCAUCCCCCCGCCCAAGUCCUCAGCCCUCCACCCAAGAACCCUGAGGGACGACACCUCCGCGGCCCAGGGUCGGCAAGAGGAGGACCGGCCGCCCAAGGUGCCUCCAAGGCUCCCCCUGGUGGCCACGUACCCUCCCCGCACCCCCAGCCCCAAGAGCCUCCCCAUCUACAUCAACGGGGUGAUGCCCGCCACGCAGAGCUUCGCCCCCAACCCCAAGUACGUCCGCAGGGGGCCGUUGCCCCGGCAACAGAGAGCACGGGCGCCCCCUGCUGACCAGAACGCGCCCUGCAUCGUGCCCGUCAUGAAGGACGGACGCCAGGCCAGCGCCACGCACUACUUCCUGCUGCCGAGACCGGCCUAUCAGGAGCGGCUGCAGAGGAUCCUCGGCCAACCGGAGAGGGCGGAUCAUGGCGCGGGGGCGUGGCCCACACCGGACAUGAAUGAUCCGAAGAGAUAAUAAAAUGAAAAACUCACAACUACUGUCUUUGUUGGGACCUCACGAGUCUGAAUGCUGUUCAGGGACUACAACUAUGGAAGCCCACCGUGGGAUGUUCUUUGGCAUCUGUGGCGUACAGUACAAGGGUAGAGGCAGCCCAAGACGCCACCUUGUUUGGACAUGGGACACGGGGACAUAUGAGGGCCCCCCCCAACAAGUGUGUGCAUUGCACAAGCCGUCCAUUCCUCUUCAGUGAAUUGAUAGUUGGCUAUGAUUACUUAUUAUUUAUUACUGAGCAGAUUGAGUGUAACGUGUGAACAACUCAUCGUCGGUGGGUCGUGUGUUCAAAGGACUGGUUUGGUCGGUCUUCAGUAUUACGGAUUCUGGACCUUCGCAGACAGACUGAAAUGGUUGAGACUAAAAGGGCUCCACUUAGUGCGUGGAAGGUUAUGAUUACGACACCAGAUGGGGAAAUGACGUUGGACAAGCUGUGCUUGGACACAAUAACCCUUGACAUGUGAUUUGUUUUUGUACUGAUACUUGAAAUCUUCACUUUGAGAUUGGAUGAUUUAAAAGACUUUGACUGAUUUAUUUAGCUAUUAAAAAUGGGAAACUGGGAAUGAAUUAACAAUAUGAAGCUACAACAUAUGCUGACAACUAAGACCUAAUCAAAUUUUGGGGAGAUUUUUAACUACUUUUAAUUGUAAAAACAAUACAUUUUAUCAAUUUCCAGAGUGUAAUUAAUGUUAAAUCUAAAGGCACUUAACGAUACCCUGGAAGUUAUGUGAGAGUAGUGAUCCUAUUUUUCUAUGUAUAUUACAUGUUAUUUAAUGGACUGAACACAAGUUGGAUGGUUAGAUUUCAUAUGCUGCAUUUGUUGGUCAUUCUGUUGUAUCCUGAAUGCAAGUGUAUCAAAACGCCAUGUUUCAUGAACAUGGGAGGCUGUUAUUUAAUUGUUACACAUUGUUUCUUUCUCCACAUGCCAUUCACCUUCUAAUUUAUUCAUGUCACCAAAUAACCAUGACAUCAGAGGCACCGUCUAUGCUACUGGCAGUGAUUCCGUUAGAGGCCAUGUUGUGUUAGCAUAGCAUGCUAAGAUCCUUGUUUACAUUGUUACAUCAGUUGCUUAGUUCUUGUAGAUUGUUUUUGUAUAAAUGUUAGGCGAAGGCCUAAUGUAUGCAUGUUGUGCUAAUUUCAGAAUGAGAGGUCUUGGAAAGGAUAAUGGAAUUUGAAGUGAUCUAUUUAUAAAAUUAAAAUAACUUAAAUUAUGACUUUUUCAAUGUUUUACUCAUUAUUUCCCCUUUCUGCAAUCAUUAAUUUAGGAAGGGAUAAAAGGUAUGAAGAUGGUCCAAGUAACAGGAAACCAGGAGAUUAGGAGAUUUUUACUCUGCAGACAUUAGAAAACACUUCACCAUGUUUAUAGUCCCACAUUUAUAUUGAAAUAGUUUUAUUAUAAAUAAACAAAAAAAUGCAAGAGCAGCAGAGGAUUCCAGCAUUCCAAAAACUAAACUGUGUGGCAUGAGAAGCUAACAUGGACCCACUUAUAUUAUUACUGCCUCGAUGGAGUUUGUGGAUGUACUGGAGAUGUGUGUAUAUUAGCAAGUGCGAAGAAGGAAGUACACAAAUGAUAGGAAGGAUGUCAAAAACCACACACAUAAAGCAAUACACUUUGAAGUUUUGUCGAUGUAACUUCUCUUUAUCACUCACUCUUAAUUUCACAGUUUUUAAAAAGGCAAAAUAUCCCAGGAACAAAUCAAUAGACGAAAACCAUCAAAACAAUCCAACUUACAAAUCAUCCAAAUAAUUAUAUUUAUUAAUUCUCCACAUAUUAAUGUUAAACAGUUAAUCAAAUGAAAUCUACACAACGACGUAUCUCACCCCGACCAGUCACAACUUUGCGCUUAAAAAAUAAGUUAGAAAAUAAAGACAAACCCUUCCUAAACCUCGCUGCCGCUCCACGUUCUCCAUAGUUCAAAUAAGACUGUUAUUCUACGUUUAGAUUUUGUCCUCGGCUCCUCC
Messenger RNA from Gadus chalcogrammus (walleye pollock), 4500 nucleotides. RefSeq names its product ERBB receptor feedback inhibitor 1-like. Lineage: Eukaryota; Metazoa; Chordata; Actinopteri; Gadiformes; Gadidae. Gene Ontology annotation, cellular component: extrinsic component of cytoplasmic side of plasma membrane. The record is from RefSeq and is a predicted model, not a curated record. The coding region runs from base 1171 to 2502 and encodes 443 amino acids. Gene Ontology annotation, biological process: regulation of keratinocyte differentiation; negative regulation of epidermal growth factor receptor signaling pathway. The transcript is spliced from 4 exons.